This is a messenger RNA of Mya arenaria, 1835 nucleotides long. Its product is annotated as cholecystokinin receptor type A-like. Gene Ontology annotation, biological process: adenylate cyclase-activating adrenergic receptor signaling pathway. Gene Ontology annotation, cellular component: membrane. Gene Ontology annotation, molecular function: G protein-coupled receptor activity. The coding region runs from base 139 to 1371 and encodes 410 amino acids. The record is from RefSeq and is a predicted model, not a curated record. The transcript has a single exon. NCBI's taxonomy places the organism in Eukaryota, Metazoa, Mollusca, Bivalvia, Myida, Myidae.
CGGAAAUAUCAGCUUGAUUUCAAUUUUGGAAUUUAAACAAAAACGUAUGUUAUCAGAAAAUGGUAAUGAUAGCCAUCAGUUAUUAUCAAAUUAACAUUAAUAUUUGAUCAACAGUGUGUGAAUAGCACUGGUAGCAGAAUGAAGAAUUCCACGGACGUUUUAGAUUAUAAUCAGACAGAGAGCAUAGACGAAUUGAACGACCGAUAUGCGAGAGCAUUGCUUCCGCUUACAAUAGCGUUUGGCUUCUUUGUCGUUUUUGGAUUCUUUGGAAACCUUAUAAUUUUACUCGUUUUCUCUUUGAGUCGGGAUUACAAGCGGAAUAACUUCAAAGUGUUCGUCCUGACCCUAGCUGUGAUAGACAUGGUGAUAUGUGUAACUUUGAUACCGGCUGAGAUGGUGAAACAGAGGAAAUACUUCGAAUUUGGGGAUGUGGUCACAUGCAAGGUAAAAUGCUUUUUCAACGUGUUUGGGGCUACUUCCUCGUGUCUCGCCCUCUUGGUCAUCUCAAUAGAUAGGUUUAGAAAGGUAGUAAAGCCAUUCAAGAAACAAAUGUCACCAGCGAUUGCAGUACGAAUUUUGGGAGUGGUUGCUUGUGUAUUCCCUAUACUUUUAGCUAUACCCGGAACUAUUAUGUGUGGAAUAAAAACAACAAACAUGACAAAUAUACAUGGAGGAAACACCACCAUUCAUCUAUGUGAAACGGAAGAAAAGUUCAAGAAAUCCAUAUGGAGAACAGUCUACAAAUUCAUACUCCUUGUUUUACUGAUCGGAAUUUCUGUAACGUAUAUAGUAUUGUAUACAUUUGUGAUGAAAGAAGCUGCGAAACAAAUAAAAGCUAUAUCCAUGCAGCGCAAUAAUUCAUCGUAUGAAACUGUGUUAAGUUCCGGGAUUUAUAAUCAAAAUACUGUUGUUCACGAAACACCAGAGGCAGGUCAUAAAUACAUGGGGACAAAUGAACACGGAGGAAGUAACGUCUCAAUACCCAAUCAAAUUAAAAACGGAUCACUCUCAAAUGGAUCACUUCAGAAUUGGGUUUCAAACCACAGAAAGAGCAUUAAACAGAGUAUCAGAAUAAGUGGUCGAGCACAGAGAACCAAACAAUUUCCCACAAAGACCUUUAUUUGGUUUAUAUUGACUAUUGUGUUUAUUGUUACGUAUGUUACGCAUAAUUUAAUGACUUUGAAAGUUGAAAAGAUUGUCAGUAUGUCACCAAGUGAAUUCACGCUGUUUUCGUUUUUCUUUCGUAUAUAUUUCUUAAAUCAUGCUAUUAAUCCAGUUGUGUAUGCUAUAUUUGUCAAAAGGUUUAGGACCUCUUGCAGAAAUAUGCUUCCUAUUUUGUUAUCAAAACUGAGACAAUGUUGUAUAAGAUAGCAUGUUUUUAUUAUAAUUGUGUGUUUUUUUUAUUCUGUGAUUUAAAACCUGUCAAACAACAUUAUGGUCGGAGCCAUUUCCCUACCUGAUUUGACUGUCGAGUCGCUGCGAUAAAUGAGGUUUUGACGAUAUAAAGUAUUAAAUACUUUUCUUGCAUUCUUUGAUAGAAGCCAAAAUACAAGAAUUGCGAGAAAUGCAUGAAAUUAAUCGCUCUGAAACGUCAACAUAUAAUAGUUGCCGUUCUGUUUUGGUGGAACAAUUAUAUUUUAACUGGAUUAUGAAAUAAAAUAGCGCUUUUUGAACUGACUAUAAUUUUAGCACAAUAAGUCUUUUCUAUAUUUUGUAGUAUCAACGUGUAACAGUAUUAUUGCAAAUAAAAUGAAAAUCAAACUAUAUUAUUCGAUGAGUAUAAUCGCACAUUUACAAAGGAUAUCUGCCGUGUACUUUUACCGAUAUCAAUCGAG